Molecule: messenger RNA, 2065 nt
Organism: Sodiomyces alkalinus F11
Lineage: Eukaryota; Fungi; Ascomycota; Sordariomycetes; Glomerellales; Plectosphaerellaceae
Exons: 3
Coding region: 137-2065 (642 amino acids)
Source: RefSeq, a predicted model, not a curated record
AGACUGAAGCUUCGAUCCUCUCGCCAUAGAGAUAGAGGCUGACGUGCUGUCCGUUCCGGGUAGAGACGCCAAAAGACAACUCGGCAACAAAAACGACCAGCUACGUCAAUAGUGUGGCUGUCUGCUUCUGGCUGCCAUGGCUGAACCCGACGAAAAGUUGACCGGUCUUCUACGGCUGCCCCCAGAGAUUCUGCUGCAGAUCCUCGAACGUCGGUUACAUUCCUUUUCUCUACCUGGGUCACUUGAGGGCGCGACAGACAAGGCUUGGAAAGAUCCAAACCGAAUGCGCCGUCAUAAGCACAAAACACAGCUCCUAUGGUCACUUUGCCUGUCAAGCCGCAAGUUGUCCAGCAUCGCCACCCCGUUUCUCUAUCGCUCCAUAAUCCUGCGAAGAGGUUCCCCGUUGAGACGUGCCAGAGAUCCCAACCCACGGCCGUUCUUAAGCGCGGAUUCGCUCGUGCUGCUUCUGCGCACCUUGCUCGAGAGCCCUAGAUUGCGGGUUGCUGUCCGAGAACUCGACUGUUACCUUUUCCUCAAAGAAUUUCCCCCGCAUUGCAGCUUGGAGUUCCAUGCCGAGGGAGAGCCGAAGCGGCAGGUGGACGACUGGUUGGCGGUCGCCGAUAGUUGGGCGCGGCUCUCAGACUCUAUCUCCAUGCCAGGUUCCGAGCACGAUCGGCGCAUACUGGGCCACGUCGGCAUGCCUUGGCCGGGCUUACCCACCAGGUUCCCGCACUUGAGCUUUCCGAAUCUUGCUGAGAGAUUAUUUGCUGCAGUUCUAUUCCUGUGCGCUAAUCUCCGCUCGGUAACGCUGCGUUGUCUGCCGUACUGGCCAGAUUUCCCGCCUGCUGAGAUACGGUACGACACCUUGAGCAAGCUCCUCGAGUCCUCACUCGAGGAUCCAAUACUGAGAAACACGACGUUACAGAACCUCGACGUGGUCAGGUUCGCUAGCCAGGAAGGGAUCAAAGCCGCUGGGUUGGACAGAACCGGAAGCGGCUCUACCGAUUGUUUUUUCACAAGAGUGGACACUUGUCCAGGGCUUGUGCAGAUACCUUCUGUCAUGGAGAUAGGAUCUCACAUCACCAAUGGGGGCUGGAAGGAGGUCGGCGACAUCAAUCCUAACAUCCAGCGCGUCACCAUCUCGUCCCUGCACCCUAAUCGAGACGUCGGGCUUGCAAGUAAUGCCUGGAGUCUAAGCGAGUUGGUAGUUAUUCAGCUCCCGUGGUGGGACCCCGAGGAGCCUGACCACGUGGACUACGAGAGUGCCAGCCCGUCAAUCGCCGAUGCCCUGCUUCGCAAACAGGCAGACACCCUCACCGUCUUAGACCUCAGGGAGAUUGUUGAUCUCGAAAUGGUUGCGUCCACAGUGACAUCUCUGAUGCCGCCGUCACAGUUGUUCCCAGCCUUCUCGCGGCUUGAGACCCUGCGUAUCUCGUCAGUCGCACUUGAGAGUGAAAAAGGCCUAGCUCGUCAAUUAAACAAGGUCCUUCCACCUCUUCUCAAGACACUCCAUAUAUCGGCCUACAACGCAGAUGUACUGACUGGCGAUGCUCCACCGGGCGGUUUCAAUAACGUCAGCAUUCACAAAGUCAGCGAGAGUCUCGCUGGGGAGAUUCAAUCAGGACUACGUGCCGGAGAGCAGUACAUCCCUCACCUGACCGCAGCGUUGCACAUGUUCGCUCCUGUGUGUGGCGAAACACAUCCAAAACUGCGGUCAAUCAUCAUCGAAGGCGAGGUUCGCCUAUUUGAUGAUUUGGUUUUUCGCUGGGUCCCCGCGUCGCAAUACAUCCUAGGCGGUACCAGUAUCGUUGACAUGUUUUCCAUGUUGGCUAAUCCGGCCCUGCAAGGCCUUUCUGCUCUAUUGCGUAUUGCUAUCAAUAACUUAGAUUGUCUCACUGCACCAAAUGAGCUUGCACAAACGAAACACCUGACCAAACUUGGCAACUGGUCGCUCCGGAAUCUACCCCACCAAGCCAUGGGCAUCGGACUCACGAUACCCAUCAGAGGCAACCGUAUCCAUCAGCAGCUAACGAAGACGUCCGUGCUGGCAUGGACAAGGUCCUAA